This is a messenger RNA of Manihot esculenta (cassava), 5314 nucleotides long. Its product is annotated as transcription elongation factor SPT6 homolog. Gene Ontology annotation, biological process: transcription elongation by RNA polymerase II; positive regulation of transcription elongation by RNA polymerase II; nucleosome organization. Lineage: Eukaryota; Viridiplantae; Streptophyta; Magnoliopsida; Malpighiales; Euphorbiaceae. The transcript is spliced from 17 exons. Gene Ontology annotation, molecular function: nucleosome binding; nucleic acid binding; histone binding. Gene Ontology annotation, cellular component: transcription elongation factor complex. The record is from RefSeq and is a predicted model, not a curated record. Bases 253 to 5079 code for a protein of 1608 amino acids.
UAAUCUCAGUUAAGUGAGGGUUUACGUGCAAGAGCUGGAGCGAGGUUCUGAUGAUCCCUGUGAUUUGGUUUCAUCUACAGAAUUCACGUCUUCCAAUUUCACGAUACACAGCUCCCACAACAAUUUUGUUCAGCAAAACCGAAGUCUCUUCAUCAAGCUCACAGCUUCGCAUUUGUCUGUUCAAAUCCUCUCGAAAAGGAAUAAGCUCCCAAUCAAUUUCACUCUUCUUCAACAACAAGAGCAACUAAUACUAUGGGCAAAAACAUAGUCUCCGAUGAAGAAGAUGAGGUCGAGUUCGAAGGCUAUGACAGGGAACCUGUCCAUGCUGAUGCAGUAGAAGACCCUGAAGAUGAAGAUGAGGAGGAUGAAGAAGGGCAGGAUGAAUACGAGAAGGAUGAUUUUAUAGUAGACGAUGUUGAGGAGGAAGAAGAAGUAGAUGAAGAAGAAGAGAGGGCAGACAGUGAUGAAGAAAGGCACAAGAAGAAGAAGAAAAAGAAAAAAAGAGAAUCUGAGGAUGUCCUUGAUGAAGAUGAUUAUGAGCUCCUUCGAGACAACAAUGCUUUCCAUCACAGACCAAAGGAUAGCAAAAAAUUUAAGCGGUUGAAAAAAGCUCAGAGGGAUUCUGAUGAGGAGCGCUUUGGGUUUUCUGAUGAGGAGUUUGACGGAAGUGGUAAAGGUGGGCGAACAGCUGAAGAGAAACUUAAGCGCACAUUAUUUGGUGACGAUGAAGGAGUUCCCCUCGAGGAUAUUGCUGAAGAGGAGCAGGAGGAAGAAGAGGAAGAGGAUGGGGACAUUGGCGAGGAGGAUGAAAUGGCAGAUUUUAUUGUGGACGAAGAAGUUGAUGAAAAUGGAGCUCCAAUGAGACGAACGAAGCUGAAGAGAAAGAAAUCCAGGCAAGCACCAGGAGUUACAUCAUCUGCUAUACAGGAAGCUCAGGAACUAUUUGGUGAUGUUGAUGACUUCCUGCUUCGACGCAAGCGAGAGCUAGAAUCUAGUGAAUGGAAGGAAACCAGAUUGGAUAAGGAAUUUGAGCCUACUGUACUUUCUGAGAAGUAUAUGACUGAGAAAGAUGAGCUGAUUCGAAUGAGUGAUAUUCCAGAAAGAAUGCAGAUAUCUGAGGAAAGCACUGGUCCUCCUCCAACUGAUGAAAUCAGUAUAACAGAAGAGGGAAGCUGGAUAUAUAAUCAACUUGCAAAUGGUACGGUGCCUUUGUUUCGCAAGAGAAGAGAUGAGGCACAUGAAGAAGAGCAGGAUUUGCCCUUAAGCAGGGAUGACAUCAUCCGAUUUUUGGAAUUGCACCAUGUUCAGAAGCUAGAUGUCCCCUUCAUUGCUAUGUAUAGAAAGGAGGAGUGUUCUAGCCUAUUGAAAGAUCCUGAGAACCUUGAAGUUGAUGAUGAGAAUCAUGAUAAAUCUGACAGAACACCUAUGCUGAAGUGGCACAAGGUGCUUUGGGCAAUUCAGGACUUGGAUAGAAAGUGGUUACUUCUUCAAAAACGAAAGACUGCUCUCCAUUCAUACUAUAAUAGGCGAUUUGAAGAAGAAUCUCGACGGAUAUAUGAUGAGACAAGACUGAAUUUAAAUCAGCAGCUUUUUGUUUCAAUUCUUAAGUCGCUCAAGGAUGCAGAAUCGGAGAGGGAGGUUGAUGAUGUCGAUGCAAAGUUCAACUUGCAUUUCCCUCCAGGCGAGGUAGGCGUGGAUGAAGGACAGUAUAAGAGGCCCAAAAGGAAAUCCCAAUAUAGUAUCUGCAGUAAGGCUGGACUCUGGGAAGUUGCAAGCAAGUUUGGGUGCAGUGCUGAGCAACUCGGAAUGGGUUUGUCCCUAGAAAAGAUGGGAGAAAUAUUGGAGAAUGCUAAGGAAACACCUGAGGAGAUGGCAUCAAACUUUACAUGUGCAAUGUUCGAAACUCCCCAAGCAGUUCUUAAAGGGGCCAGGCACAUGGCUGCAGUUGAGAUAAGUUGUGAGCCAAGUAUCAGAAAAUAUGUGCGUAGUAUGUAUAUGGAAAAUGCCGUGGUAUCCACAAGUCCAACGCCAGAUGGAAAUGUUGCAAUAGAUUCUUUUCAUCAAUUUGCGGGUGUGAAGUGGUUGCGUGAAAAACCAGUUAACAAAUUUGAGGAUGCCCAAUGGUUUCUCAUUCAAAAGGCUGAGGAGGAGAAACUUCUUCAAAUAACAUUUAAGCUUCCAGAAAAAUACAUGAAUAAAUUGAUUGGUGACUGUAAUGAGCAUUAUCUUAGUGAUGGUGUUAGUAAAUCUGCUCAACUAUGGAAUGAGCAGAGGACAUUGAUAUUGAAGGAUGCUCUGUAUACUUACUUGUUGCCUUCAAUGGAGAAAGAAGCAAGAUCCUUAUUAACCAGUAGAGCUAAAAAUUGGUUGCUUUUGGAAUAUGGAAAGGUUUUAUGGAAUAAAGUUUCCGUGGGUCCAUAUCAACGGAAAGAAAAUGAUGUUUCCUCUGAUGAUGAAGCUGCUCCAAGGGUCAUGGCCUGCUGCUGGGGCCCUGGGAAGCCAGCUACCACUUUUGUGAUGUUGGAUUCAUCAGGGGAGGUGCUAGAUGUACUUUAUGCUGGGUCCCUCACUUUGCGAUCUCAAAACGUCAAUGACCAGCAACAUAAAAAAAAUGACCAGCAGCGUGUUUUGAAGUUCAUGACUGAUCACCAACCACAUGUGGUUGUUCUAGGAGCUGUGAAUUUGUCUUGUACUAAGCUGAAGGAUGAUAUAUAUGAGAUCAUUUUUAAGAUGGUGGAGGAAAAUCCUAGAGAUGUGGGACAUGAGAUGGAUGAAUUAAGCAUUGUGUAUGGUGAUGAGUCUCUGCCUCGCCUUUAUGAAAAUUCUCGGAUAUCUUCUGACCAGCUACCUGGGCAGCCAGGCAUUGUUAGGCGGGCUGCAGCUCUUGGUCGGUAUCUGCAAAAUCCACUGGCCAUGGUUGCAACACUCUGUGGACCAUCAAGGGAGAUUUUGUCCUGGAAGCUCAGCCCUUUGGAGAAUUUUCUCAACCCUGAUGAGAAAUAUGCAAUGGUUGAACAGGUUAUGGUAGAUGUCACAAACCAGGUGGGCCUUGAUAUUAACAUGGCUACAAGCCAUGAAUGGUUAUUUGCCCCUUUACAGUUCAUUUCUGGGCUUGGCCCUAGAAAGGCAGCAUCUUUGCAGAGGUCUCUAGUAAGGGCUGGAGCAAUUUUCACUAGAAAAGACUUUGUGACAGUCCAUGGACUUGGUAAGAAGGUGUUUGUUAAUGCAGUUGGCUUCUUGCGUGUCCGACGUAGUGGGUUAGCUGCAAGCAGCAGCCAAUUUAUUGAUUUGUUGGAUGAUACAAGGAUACAUCCAGAAUCUUAUGGACUGGCACAGGAAAUGGCUAAGGAUGUUUAUGAAAUGGACAAUGGUGAGGCAAAUGAUGAUGACGAGGCAUUGGAAAUGGCAAUUGAGCAUGUUAGAGACCGGCCGAAUUUAUUGAAAACUCUUGAUCUUGAUGUGUAUCUCCGUGAUAAGAAGCGUGAAAAUAAGAAGGAGACUUUCAAAUAUAUACAAUUAGAAUUGAUACAGGGUUUUCAGGAUUGGCGUAGACAGUAUAAAGAGCCAAGUCAGGAUGAGGAAUUCUAUAUGAUAUCAGGUGAAACUGAGGAUACUCUUGCUGAAGGGAGAAUAGUACAGGCUACUGUUCGCAGGGUGCAAGGUGGAAGGGCAAUAUGUGUACUGGAAUCUGGACUUACUGGUAUGCUUACAAAGGAAGACUAUGCUGAUGAUUGGAGGGAUAUGCCCGAGUUGUCUGACAGGCUGCAUGAAGGUGACAUACUCACCUGCAAGAUCAAAUCGAUCCAAAAGAAUAGGUAUCAGGUGUUUUUAGUUUGUAGGGAGAGAGAGAUGAGGAGUAACCGAUAUCAGCAGGUCCGAGACCUUGAUCCAUAUUACCAUGAAGAUCGAAGUAGUCUUCAGAGUGAGCAAGAAAAGGCUCAGAAAGAGAAGGAGCUUGCUAAGAAACACUUUAAGCCUAGAAUGAUUGUUCAUCCUCGCUUCCAGAACAUAACCGCUGAUGAAGCAAUGGGGUUUUUAUCCGAUAAGGAUCCUGGAGAAAGCAUCAUUCGUCCUAGUUCUCGUGGGCCAUCGUAUUUAACUCUAACUCUUAAAGUUUAUGAUGGAGUUUAUGCUCACAAGGACAUAGUUGAAGGUGGAAAGGAACAUAAGGACAUUACAAGUCUACUUCGAAUUGGGAAGACACUGAAAAUUGGGGAGGACACUUUUGAGGAUUUGGAUGAGGUAAUGGACCGGUAUGUUGAUCCCUUAGUAACUCAUCUAAAGGCAAUGCUUAGUUACCGCAAGUUCAGAAGGGGGACUAAAGCAGAAGUUGACGAGCAACUCAAGAUUGAGAAAUCGGAUUAUCCUAUGAGGAUAGUUUACUCUUUUGGGAUUUCACAUGAACAUCCAGGCACUUUUAUUCUGACUUACAUUAGGAGCAAAAAUCCACAUCAUGAGUAUGUUGGUCUAUAUCCCAAGGGAUUCAAGUUUCGGAAGAGGAUGUUUGAGGACAUUGAUCGGCUGGUGGCAUAUUUUCAGAGGCACAUUGAUGAUCCUAUGAAUGAAUCAGCACCGUCAAUUAGAUCAGUUGCUGCCAUGGUACCAAUGCGAAGCCCUGCAACUGGGGGCUCUUCAGGGGCAUCCGUGGGUAGCGGAUGGGGUGGUUCUGCAAAUGAUGGUGGCUGGAGAGGCCAGUCUUUUGACAGAGAUCGUUCUUCUGCGCCAGGCUCCAGGACAGGGAGGAGUCGAGAUGGUCAUCAGAGUGGUUUACCAAGGCCAUACAGUGGACAUGGUCGUGGCUCCCAUAACAGCAGAGGCAAUAACAGUAGCAGUGACAGGCAGGACUCUGGUUAUGAUAACUCCAGAUGGGAUUCAGGUGCCAAGGAUGGUGAUAGAAGUUGGGGCAGUUUCCCUGGUGCUAAGGUCCAGAAUUCACCUGGAAGGGAGGCUUUCCCUGGUGGCUGGGGAACUGGUGGCUCUGACAAUGGAAGUUCUGGGUGGGGUACUGGUUCCAAGAGAGGUUCUUCGCAGUCACAGGGUGAUAAUGCAUGGUCUGGAGGUGGAAGUGGCGGUUGGUGAAGUGAUGGAUGUUGCUCGGAUGGUCCUUCCUCAUCACCAAGCGAUGGCUGAUAAAUCAAGCUGUGUUGUGAUGAAAGGCGGAAACUGUGGUCAGGAUUACUGGCUUUUUACUUUGUGGCAUAUGGAAGGACCAUGUAAUGAGAAUUUUUGCAAAUAGUGAUGAAAUACAGGCCGCAUGUGUAGUAACCAUCUAAUUAUUUUGCUGUAGUAGACGUUAUAAGACGCCGUCUGUUCA